GUCCCCAUGCACAAAAUUCCCAAUGUCCCUUUAGGGAAAGUGGAACAGCGGCACGUCGUCAGGAUUUUUUUCCCCAGAUUAUACACCGCAGCGUCCGAAGACCCGUCUCGGGUCGGAUUGUCUCAAGAGGACUUGGCGCUUAUAUACGACCGCUGCCUUCGUCCUACGAUGAUACAAUAUUUGCCCGAAACAAGAGACAGAUGGCCGACCUCUUAUAAUAUCGCCUUGACCCACGCUAGAACAUCCACCGGCUCCCUCGCAUUUAACACCGUCGACGUCGCUUGGCGUGUUUUGGAGGACCUUGCAAUCCCAUUUCUCACAAAACUUGGGGAGGAAAAGGACGAGUUCAGGGAUGCAUAUUUUGUGCACGAGUUAAGAGGAAAGAAGAACGCUGCUAUGCACGAUGGAGAGGUCGCGGCUGAAAGACGUACGGCUCUCGAUGAAGUAUUUGAGCAUGUCAAUGGUCGACACCUGGAUCCUCGACAGUGGCAUGUGGAUGUUGCACUAACGAUUGGCUUGCCAGGGCAUGUUGUCACCUGGCGCGAGUCUUCUCACCGAGAGAUCCUCAACUUUCUUAUGCCUCACGCAGGCCCUGACCGCAUUGAUCGCUUGAUGAAGAAAAAGUCAGCGUUUCACGUUGAUCGCCAUUUACAAAUCAAAGAAUUCGCCGGCUUUCGUGCAAAUACGACCACUGUCGCCCGCGCAGAUGGUAUAUCAUAUAUCCAGGCGUAUUGUACCGAAAAAAAUGUGACGUAUUCACUGAGCCCUGGAGUCUUUCGGCGGCGUCGAGCCAAAGAGCUUUUGGAGAAGAAGACGCUGGAGAAGAUUCUAUCGGACUUGGAUAUCAUGAGCGACGUAUUUUUCGAAUGCACUGGUGAUGGAGUGGUCGUCGGUCGUGAUGGUUGCGCCCGCCUUGAGGUUCGGGUUCCGCUGGACAAGGCCUUGAACUGGCUGCCUACUCUCCCAGAGGACUUCGUCCAGCGCUGCGUCAUUGCCAUCGACAGAAGACAGUGGUGGUAA
This is a messenger RNA of Suillus fuscotomentosus, 1020 nucleotides long. RefSeq lists its product as uncharacterized. The transcript has a single exon. The annotation marks the transcript as partial. The record is from RefSeq and is a predicted model, not a curated record. Lineage: Eukaryota; Fungi; Basidiomycota; Agaricomycetes; Boletales; Suillaceae.